Messenger RNA from Rhizophagus irregularis DAOM 181602=DAOM 197198, 666 nucleotides. Lineage: Eukaryota; Fungi; Glomeromycota; Glomeromycetes; Glomerales; Glomeraceae. The record is from RefSeq and is a predicted model, not a curated record.
AUGUGCAUAAUAAAAUGUUUUGGAAUUACUCAAGAUCCUAUUACUAACAAUUAUACGUUAGUAUUACAAUAUAUGGUAAAUGGCGAUUUACGAAAAUAUCUUAAACGAACUGCUAAUAUAAUUACAUGGGAUCAAAGACUAAAUAAAAUAUAUGAUAUCUGUCUUGCACUUAAUAAUAUUCAUGUUCACGAGUUAAUUCAUAAAGACCUUCACCCAGGAAAUAUUUUCAUUGGUUCUACAUUCGCAUAUAUUGGAGAUUUUGGAUUUUGCAUGCCAGCAAAUGAAAUUUUAUCAAAUUCUACCAAAAAGAAUAUUUAUGGAGUAAUGCCAUAUAUGGCACCUGAAAUAUUACGUGGAAAACCACAUACAUUAGCAUCUGAUGUAUAUUCAUUAGGUGUGAUUAUAAAUGAAAUAAUUACAGUAAUUCCUCCAUUCAAUAAUCAACCACAUGAUCAUUAUCUCGCACUGGAUAUUUGUCGAGGUUUACGUCCAAAUAUUAGAGAAGAAACUCCAACUUCUUUAGAAAAUUUAAUUAAAAAAUGUUGGGACGCAAUUCCAGAAAACCGACCAACUUCUGAAGAAGUAUUUCAUACAUUAUCAUAUCAUUUAAAUGCAUACAAAAGUAUUCCAUUAAAAAGAUUAUCAUAUAAUUUUAAUGAAUCACAA